This is a messenger RNA of Archocentrus centrarchus (flier cichlid), 1552 nucleotides long. RefSeq names its product epithelial cell adhesion molecule (gene epcam). Bases 292 to 1218 code for a protein of 308 amino acids. Gene Ontology annotation, cellular component: membrane. The record is from RefSeq and is a predicted model, not a curated record. NCBI's taxonomy places the organism in Eukaryota, Metazoa, Chordata, Actinopteri, Cichliformes, Cichlidae. The transcript has 9 exons.
CAACAACAAGCAAAGGGAGUACCAUCGAGGAUAAGCGCUGCUUUGAAUUCAGCUUGAAAGCGUGUGCUCGCGCUCUUUUGGUUCCUAACCUCACCUCUGAGUGCGCGCGCUUGAGUUCCUCUCUCAAACAGGUUUGACCGGGACACACCUGUGCCAGGUAGAGGAGUCUUGUUGGGUUCGUCGACGGUACUCAUUCUGCCUUUGACCUCUGCUUACGACGGACGGAUAAGAAGCGGACAAAGAAAAAAAAACUUUUUUUAUUAAUUAGUUUUCGGUUUUACGAGUUUCACCAUGAAAAUGUGGAUUGUUGCUGUUCUCGCCGCUCUCGCGGUCGGAGCCUCAGCUCAGAACUGUCCAAAUUCAUGUGACACUAUGAAGUGGGCCACCUGUGAUGGACCCCCGUGUUCGUGUUACCUUUUGGUUGGUGACAAUCAAAAACAGCAACUGAACUGCGCAGCACUGAUCCCCAAGUGCUUCUUGAUGAAGGCUGAAAUGUACAGAGCUAAAAAGGGUCUGGAUACUCGUACUGUCGGAGGGAAGCCAGUGGAGACGGCCUUUGUGGACAAUGACGGCAUCUAUGACCCUGAAUGCGAAGCUGAUGGUAAAUUCAAGGCCAAGCAGUGCAACAACACCGAGGAGUGCUGGUGCGUUAACAGCGCUGGCGUUCGUCGCUCUGACAAGGGAGACAAGAACAUCAAGUGUGAGAAGCUGGUGGAGACCUACUGGGUUCGUCUUCAGCUGACACAUAAGGAUGGAGCCCCUAAGUCUUUGGAUGAAUUAAAAUUGAAGAAUGCCAUUGCAGAUGCACUCAACAGUCGUUACCAACUUGACAAGCAACUGAUAGACAAAGUUCAGUAUGACCCAGCUGCUCGCCUGAUCGUGGUGGAUGUGAAGAAGCCAAUGGGAGACCGCACAACUGAUCUAUCCAGAACAGCCUACUACAUGGAGAAAGAUGUGAAGGUGCUGCCACUGUUCAGGGCCCAGUCAAAGUUUGAACCUGUUGCCGAUGGCCACAAGCUGGAGAUGGAGAACAUCCUGGUCUACUACGUGGACGAGGAGCCCCCGACUUUCACCAUGAAGCACCUGACAGGCGGGAUCAUCGCUGUCAUCGUGGUGGUGGUGCUGGCUGUGGUCGCCGGCUUGCUGGCUGUGUUCUUUGUCCAGAAGCGACAGAGGCGGUACAAAAAAACUCAGCAAAGGGAGAUGGACAACAUGUAAAGCAGAGGGAGUGUGAGAGGAGUCGGCGCAUAAAUGAUCUUUUUGGAUUACCUUUUCAUCUUUGCUUUGGGAGUGUGCCAUUUUUAUCUUUGACAAUUGCAGAUUGUAAAGCAUCAAUUUUUGCUUUUUGUCACUUCUGCUACAGUUUAUUUAUAAAUCAUGUAAAUUCUUAAAGCAUCAUUCUGCUCUACAUGCCAUAAAGUACUGUGCUUUUUAAAGUGUGCCUGACAUGCGUCAUUUUAAUGUUAGUUUGACCUUAAAUUCCACAUUAUAGAUUGUACAGUUUCUUACUUUCAAAUGUUUGGAUUGUUUUUAAUAAAAUGUUUCAAAAGAC